AACAAAUGAUACCAAAAUUUAGCUGAAGCUUCAUUACCUUUUAAUAAUAGCAAUUAGCAAAGAAUAUACUCGUUCUUCAUCAUCAAAAUCUUCUGGGUUAAAGCUUUUUUUGGAGAUUUUCUUGCUGGAAAGUAAAAUCAGAUGGGCAAGUCAUUCUCACUGUGGAGGCGCCUGACUAAUUGAGUUUAUGAUCCUGACAUUGAAUCUGGGGGAUCUACAUCAUAUGGAAGCAAACUGAAAAGUUAUCUGUCACAACGUGAAGAACAACAUAAGCUGAUAGAAAUGCAAGAACAGGAUUUCCAAUCAUGCUUGAAGGUGAAGAAGGACAUUGUGUCGAUGGAGAUGGAAAUAGAGACGCUACAGCAGGAGAUACAGGUGUCGACAGGGCAGGAGAAGCUGGAGAAGGAACGGAGGCAGAAGGAUCUGCAGCAAAGCAAGCUGCGUAUGCAUGAACGGCUGCAGCAGCAGAUCCAGUUAGCCCAGCCGCAGCUGCAGAUCUGGUUGGACCAGCAGCAAUCUGAGACAUCUUAAGAGCAACAUCAUACACUUCAACGCUUUUCCUACAUGCCCGAUUCAGACAAUCCUAUUCCAGAUCCACCCACUGAUCCUGUGGUUGAUCCGCAAAGUCAACAGGGGAUUGUGUUAUGCCACACUCAACAGCUGAAUUCAAUGAGUGUUUCUCUGUCUAAUAAAUUUUUUGGGAUCCUCUACCAGAUUAAAGGCUGGAUGUGUUGCUGCAAUAUGAUGGUAGUUAAGAAGGUUGUGAACCAAGGAUACAAAUGGGUGAAAAGAAUCGUUAGCAACCUUGUAGGCUGGAUAUCUAGGGUUGUGUGCUGUUGUGGUGUCGUUGUGAGAGGGAGGAUAACAGAUAAAAAGGUGGAUUUGGGCACAGUUGUGACUGGUUCAAUUGCAUUCCUCGUGUAUGAGAAUCUGGUUUAUUCCCUGGUUUGGAACGUUCUAACCAAGCACACCCAAUUAGGGGCUCUCGUCCAAAAGAGCUGGCAAAUUCAUAUGGCUGUUGGAUUCGGUACCUUACUUUCUACUGGUCUUUUUGGGUUUUUUACAGCGCAAUGGACGAUAAGGUGGAUCCUGAAACUCAUCGGGCAAUAUGCUGAAGAAGCUGCUCAGGGUGGUAAUGUUAAAGAUGAUUAUCCUGAUUCAAGAAAUGAAGAUAAGACUACUUGCUGCAUAUAAGUCCUAGUGAAUACUGAUAGUACGUAUAAAAAACUCUUUUGUGAAGCUGCUUAGGGUGGUGAAUUUGCUGAUUCAUGUGAUAGCUUGCUGCAGUUUACAUAUGGAUUUUAUGUUGUGUAAGGAUUUAAAGACUUCCGUUUUGUUAUAAUUUUCCAAUAUUAUAUUGCAAUUUACAAUGUGAAAUUUUUUUUUUUGUUGCUCUAGUAAGAU
Chenopodium quinoa (quinoa) is the source of this 1404-nucleotide messenger RNA. RefSeq lists its product as uncharacterized. NCBI's taxonomy places the organism in Eukaryota, Viridiplantae, Streptophyta, Magnoliopsida, Caryophyllales, Amaranthaceae. Bases 565 to 1194 code for a protein of 209 amino acids. The record is from RefSeq and is a predicted model, not a curated record. The transcript is spliced from 3 exons.